Molecule: messenger RNA, 879 nt
Organism: Apiotrichum porosum
Lineage: Eukaryota; Fungi; Basidiomycota; Tremellomycetes; Trichosporonales; Trichosporonaceae
Gene: SLD5
Product: GINS complex subunit
Exons: 5
Coding region: 1-879 (292 amino acids)
Biological process (GO): DNA-templated DNA replication; double-strand break repair via break-induced replication
Cellular component (GO): GINS complex
Source: RefSeq, a predicted model, not a curated record
AUGUCUUUCUACGGCGGAGACGACGGAGACGGCAGCGCACGAUGGGGUUCAUCCUCACGCGGUGGAAGCGCGGGCCCAAGCAACAUCACUGGCAUCACGGCCGGCACCGGCUCGCGUCCCUUUCUCUCGCGACUGGAAGACUCGAUGGCCGGCUCGCCUCCUCCCAACAACUACGACGGAGGGGGAGGCUAUGGAGGAGGAGGCAGGCAUUUUGACGAGGAGGGAGUGUUCUCUGCUGAGGCGCUGUCUCCUGGCCCCGAGGAAGGCGAGCUCGACGACCUCCGUCGACUGGGUCGCGUGUGGGUGCGCGAGCGCGGCACACCUGACAUCCUCGCAUGGGAGGGCGACCUCAUCGAUUCGCUGUUGGACAAGCUUGAACAGCAGCAAAAGAUGCUGGCGACACUGCGCGCCGACCCAGCCACCUCGGAGGAGGAGCAUUUCCGUCUCGUCCUCGUCCAGACUGAAAUGGAACGCGCCAAGUACCUCGUUAGGUCGUACGUGCGAACAAGAUUGCACAAGAUUGAGAAGUAUUCCCAACACAUUGGCAACUCUCCAGAACUACAGGCCCACCUGUCCGGUGCUGAGCUCCAACACGCGCGGCGCUACGCCGACCUUGUCGCCUCUCACUUCCAGCACUCGGUACUCGACUCUCUGCCGGAAUGGAUGCGCCGAACAGACGAAAUGACUAAUGACGGCGUGUCCAUGGUCUCGACACCAAACGUCGACACGCCCGUGCUGGUGUACUGUCGCAAGGACUGCGGGGAGAUCACGGUUGGGCGUGGAGAGCUACCCGUGCAGCUCAAUGAGGGCACGACGCAUUUGGUGCGGUACCACCUUGUUAAGCGCUGGAUCGAGCUCGGGUGGGCCGAAGUCCUGUAG